Molecule: messenger RNA, 1385 nt
Organism: Purpureocillium takamizusanense
Lineage: Eukaryota; Fungi; Ascomycota; Sordariomycetes; Hypocreales; Ophiocordycipitaceae
Product: NADPH:quinone reductase
Exons: 1
Coding region: 259-1212 (317 amino acids)
Molecular function (GO): oxidoreductase activity
Source: RefSeq, a predicted model, not a curated record
CCUCUCGUAACGCCUGCUAGGUGGCCGCGACCCGAUGCAGUUUGAGUUUGACCCGAACGCCAUGUCGCAUCGAUGGCGGUUGCCCAACAAGUGACGGAGUACUUAACGGGGUGUGUCGUCGACUGAUGCGUCAGCUCCAAGGGUUGGCAUGAAACUGCCCAUCAUUAUCCACGACGACGACAACGACGAAUGAACACGAGCCCUCAACAAGACCAAAAAAAGACAAUAGCAUAGCAUUUGCCCCAACCCAGCCCCAGCAUGAAGGCCGUUCAGAUCCUCGGCGACAAGUCCGCCCCAUCCGUGGUCCUCAACGACAACAUGCCCCAGCCAACGGCCACCGGCAGCGACAUCCUCAUCCGCGUGCACGCCGCUGGGGUCACAGCCGACGAGGUCUCCUGGCCCGAAGUCUACAACACGCGCAACCGCAUCCCCGGCCAUGACAUCUCGGGCGUCGUCAGCGCGUUGGGCCCAUCCUACGCCGGCCCACUCGCCGUUGGCGACGAUGUCUUCGCCAUGCUCGCCGCCGACGCGAGCCAGGGGGGCCAAGCCGAGUACGCGGUCGCCUCGCCGGCCGAAGUCACGAGGAAGCCCGCGGCCAUUUCGCACGCCCAGGCGGCGGCGCUGCCCAUCCCCGCGCUGACGGCGUGGGAGGCCAUCUUCCAGCAUGCCAAACUUGAAAAGGGCGCCAGGGUGCUCGUCACGGGCGCGUCGGGCGCUGUCGGCGUGCAGCUCGUGCAGCUCGCAAAGCAGCUUCUGGGCGCAGAGGUGAUUGCGCUGGCGUCUUCGCGCAACCAUUCGUUCGUCGAGGAGCUCGGCGCCAGUAGAGUCGUCGACUACAACGCUACUGACUGGGAAGACGCAGUCGACAGCGUCGAUGCUGUGUUUGACACGGUAGGCGGUGAAACGCUCGCCAAGGCGUCAAAGACGGUCAGGGACGGCGGCGCCGUGGUCACGGUGGCGGAUCCACCUCCCCCGUGGGCUUCUGGCAAGGCGAAGCCAGAGCUCAGCGAGGCAAAGCCCCAUGUAAACUGGGUAUACUUUGUCGUCACGGCUUCCGGCGAGAAUUUGGGCAAAGUUGCGGAACUGUUACAGACAGGCUCCGUCAAGCCGCUCAAGGUGACGGAGUUUCCCAUCGACAAGGCUGUCGAAGCGUGGGAGUUUGGACGGCAACGAGGUAGAUCUGGCAAAGUGGUGAUAACUUUUGUGUCGUAAUGUUGGACGCUUAUUUAUUCGAAGCAAAAGGUCAUCGAAUGGUUCAGAUGAUAAUCUCGCCAAAGCCUGCAUCGGUGAGCAGCAUGUCCAAGUCAUCCACAGAGCCUCCAGAGCCCGUAUUGUCCGUGUGCGAGACCCCAUCGCCCAGGCUCUGCGUCAAUGCUCCCAGCGGG